UCCUGUUGUGGUGACUUUCUUCUCAAAGUCUUCACAAAAACAUCAAAGAAUCGGCGAUCAGAGUAGAAGAGGCAGAAACACUUUCAAGAACAAUUUUUGAGACGUCUGUUUCUGAACCGACAGCAGAUCUUUGGCGAUUUAUCAUUUAGAAAGUGAAGGUCAAGUUUAGAUCACUGGAUCUCAAACACUGAACACAGAUUGAGUGAAAAACUCAAACUCUUCUGUCUGGAGGACAAACAGCCCGUGUGUUUAGUGUGUAUUUACUCACAAAAACACAUCAACCACUCAUUCAGAGUGAAGUUGUUCCAUCAUAAGAUUUCACUGGAUAAUCUACUGGACCCUGUAUACAAGAUUGCAGUGUAUUUCUGCUAGAAGACAUAAGAAGGUGAACAGAACUGACGUACAUCAGAGCAGCAGAUGUUCACUUCCUGUUGAUAAGUGAACACGUUAUUUUAGCCAGGAAGAAGAGAAGAUUUGACUUCUUUAACGGUUGAAGCAUUUUGAAAAAGUAAUAACACCAGACAACAUCAAGGCUGAUUUACACCUUUACUUUGAUCCCAAGUCAUUCUGUUGCAGAGAUGGACUGUGUAAAAAAACAAAGGUCUAAAUCUUCUAGUCAUGAUAAAACCACUCUUAAGAAAAGGAGGGAAAAGGCCACACUUGAGGCAAGAAACAGGAAAAGUAAUAGAACAGAAGCAAAUUUAGUCCGGAGUUGUUCAAAGUUGAGUUUGAGUGAUUCGGGAGCUGAUGAAGAGAAUGAAAGCAAGAACCCCCAGAGGAGCAGGAGACGGUCGACCCAGACAACCCAGCCCAGCAGUAUAAUCAAACAAGAUGCCUACAUACAGAUCCCACUCUCAGUCAUGUCUGGAAAAGAAUCAACCUCAAAUAAAAAUCAGUUAAUCUCUCAUGAAGAUGAAUCUCCCUCUAGCCCAGUUGAAGGCCAAAAGUACGAAAUUAACUAUAAAUUAAUUGACGGAUUUCCUUCAUGUGCUGAGGAAAAGAAUAAGGAAAAGAUAAGGAAAAGAAAAUCUUAUGUAAUGUCAUACGACACAGAAACCAAGAAUGCUGAAUGGGUGUAUGAGAUACUGAAUGAGAGUACUUUAGAAAACACAUGUAAAGAGCACAUGAGCUUUGGAAAGAAAGAAUUGGAGAACAGAGACUAUCAACAAGGUCAUCUUGCUGCAGCUGCCAAUCACAGGUGGUGUCAGGAAGCCUAUCAUGACACUUAUUUGAUGAGCAACAUGAUACCACAGCUUUCUGCUUUAAACCAAGGCAUGUGGAAAUCAUUGGAGGAGUAUUGUCGACAACUAGCUGAGCCUGGCUGCAAUGUCCAUGUGUACACUGGACCACUUUACCUGUGCAAGAAUAAAAAGGGUGACUAUGUUCGUGUGCUUGACCCAAAAAAUCCGAACAACAGUGAAGAGAAAGCAGUGCCAACUCACCUCUUUAAGGUGAUAAUUGUGGAGAAAAAUGGAAGAGUAGAAGAGCCAAAAUGCUAUGUGAUGCCCAAUAAGAAACAAGAAUACAAAAAAUCUUUUGAAUCAGCACAAAAUUUUCCAAACACAGACAAGUUAGAGUUAGAGGAAUUAGAAAAGAGCAUUGAGGAAAUUCAAAUAUGGUCUGGGCUAAAAUUCAAAAUAGACAAACCUCAGCAUAACAUGAUAGAGCAUACAGAGCCAAUUACAUGGAAGGGAGAAGAUGGAAAAGGAGAGUCGUGUGAGGCUAAAAUAGCAGUCACAAUCCACACAGUGAUAAAGACGCCAAUAUCUGACACAUCACAGCAGUAAUGACAGUGAGUUGUGUUUGAUCUUCUCUUAUGAAGCAGAUGAAAAGUUUGUUUGAAUAAGUCUGCAACUGUCUCACUAGUAAUUAAUACUCCCAUACAGAGGAGUCAUGUCCAUUCAAAGUGAGGGGCACGUGCCCCUUCAGAUUUUUGAGCCAAAUGGAUUUUGAAUACAGCUUCCAAAAGACAAAAAAAAAAGCAGAACAAUAUUUUCUAUAUUUAAUACAAUCAUUCAGCGCGUCAUAUCAUCAGCUGCUAAAUUCAAAUCUGUGAAUUAUACAGACAGGUUUUAUACAUAUAAUAGACUACAUUAUUAGACUACUUUGACCAUCAUAAUCUAGGUAAUCUAUCGAGAUAUUUCAUGAUAGCCUAUAGUUAAUGCGUUUGGGAAUGUUUUGAAUAAAAUGAAAAAAAAAUACAUAAGUGCUAUUGUGGCUGCUGUGUGUCACAUGACAGCUAAAUGCUUUAAAUUAGUUUUGUAGACAAACUACACACUAUUUCCCUGUUUAAUACUUUGACACAAUUAGCAUUGUAAAAAGCGCUAUAUAAAUAACGAUGACUUGGCUUGACAAAACGACUACUUUUACGAUUACUUGAGCCGUCGAACAGCACAGCAAAUGUCCAACACUCACAGAAUCUUCAAUAUUGUAUACAAGUCAUCUCCUGAAGCACUGUGAUGUUUUCUGAAGAAAUGUGAAGUGUGCAGUUCUGCAGAUUGUAGCCAAAGGCUGGUUAAGAAAGUAGAAUAUAAGAGUUUUGAUUUAUUACUAUUUUAAAUCUAUUUCUACAUAUUUCACAUUAUUCAAAAUAUGUUUUUUUUUAAAUAGUUUUGAUGACUUUUCUAUUAUUCUAAAAUGUAAUUUUAUUUUAUAACCUGAUAAUAACUAGUUGGUGUUUCCAUAUUUGAGUGAACUAACAUCAUUGGGGUUUUUUUUAAUAAUAAAAUGAACAAAAUAUGUCAAUAGCCAAAUUACUUUCUACCUCACCCAUCAUAUUGAAUAGUGUCAUUUUAAUAGUUUUGAUCUGUUGAUGGGUGAGAAUAAGUGAAUGAACUGCAGUGGUUUCACAUUUAACGUGUUUCUGAGAAAACAUUUACUUGAUUGCUUGUUCAGGCCAGUGUAUUCUGGGAACUGGAUUUCUUUUGUAAUGAUCAAAAGUGAACAAAUGAGACACAUUAAAUACAGGGUGUAAAUGGGAAUGUGUUUUCCUCUAAUCAAACCACGUGCAUUUUAAUACCAGAUGCAGCCUAGUCUUUUUCACCAGAAUUUAGGCAUGUGAAAGAAUCAUUUUUGUCAGAUUUGUAAAUGACAGACCCUGGAGAAACUCUAUUCUCAAACAAGCUCAGGC
Molecule: messenger RNA, 3130 nt
Organism: Onychostoma macrolepis
Lineage: Eukaryota; Metazoa; Chordata; Actinopteri; Cypriniformes; Cyprinidae
Product: endonuclease G, mitochondrial-like
Exons: 4
Coding region: 579-1787 (402 amino acids)
Molecular function (GO): nucleic acid binding; endonuclease activity; metal ion binding
Source: RefSeq, a predicted model, not a curated record